UGAGGCCCUGGCUUCUAUCCCCAAUAUAAAAAUUAAAAAGGUAAAAUUUUAUUUAUCAAAGAUAGUACAAAAAUCUUUCUCUACUGUCUUUGACUUAGUUUCCCUGAAUGUUAACAACAGUAUUUUUAUAACUGCCUUUCAUUAUUAAUGUGCUUUUUUCCAAACUAGACAUAAACAUCUCUCCAUUACUAUUAAAUAACUCUUGACUUUACUUGCUUUCCAGAGUUUGCCCAUACCAUCCUUUUUCUAUCGGAAAGAGGAGGUUCCCACCCAGAAGCCCACAUUCCAUUUAGCCAUUGAGUCUCUGCUCCUCGACAGUUUCUCUUUUGCUGUUGCUUUUUGCUUGGAAGAACCCAGGGCCUUGUACUUGCCAGGCAAACACCCUAUCACUGAGUUACACCCCCCCAAUACCUCCUAGCUUUUCUUGACCCUGAAAGACUGAUGGAUUGGUCAGGUAUUUGUAGAAUGUCCAUCACUUGUGUUUGCCUGAUAUUGCUCUCAUAAUCAGACUGGGGUGGCAGGAUUUCGGGAAGAGGGUCGAUUGCAUCUCAUCAUGUCAGGGCUAUCCACAUGACUUACCACUGGUGAUAGUGGCCUUGAGGGUGUGGGGAAGGUAGUGACCUUCAGGUUUCUCCAUUGGAAAGAAGAAAUCCGCAUCCUGUCCUGCAGACUGUACAGUUAGUAGGACCCCAAUUGAGGAUGAGGAAGGGGGACCAACAAGAGGAAGGUGCCUGGAGUCAACACUACCACUGAAUUGGAAGCACCUGGGCAAGUGUGCCAGGUUAGCACUGGCGCUCACUACUCAGCCUGCCAAACCCCCAUGGGUUUUAGAUACAUUAUCAGGCAGAGGACAAGAGUGGCCAGAACAACUGUCACUUCUGGUAGCCAAUUUAGGAAAAAUAUUUGAAAACCUCCUUGGUUCUCCCAUCCCUCGAUAUCACUGUAUACUUCUAUUCAACUUAUGCAUCUAACAUGUCUCUCAGCUGCUUGCUUCUUUACAUAGCUUCUCUUAUCUUCUAAAGCACCAAUUCUCUAAUAAUCCAGCAAAUACAUUGCAAAGGUCUAUGCAAAACUCCUUAUUUCACUGUUGUUUUGUUUCACUUAGUUUGAUACAAUGAGGGGUGUGUGGCAAUUAUGGACUGAGGACUGGUCACCUGUUCUUGUAAAUAAUGGAUUAUUGGCACACCACCAUGUCCAUUCAUUUACCUACUACAUAUGGCUUCUCUGUCUCUAACAGUUCAGUAAUUACAGAUUAUUUGACCCACAAAAGCUAAAACACUCUUCAAGGAAAUUUUCUGGCCUCUUACAAUACACUAAAGAAAUGUCACCAAGUUGGGGAUGGUAGUGCAUACCUGUGCAAUUCCAACUACUCAGGAGGCCCAGACAGGAGGAUUGCAAGUUUGAGGCCAACUUGGGCAAUUUAGCCAGACCCUGUCUCAAAAUAAAAAGGGCUAUGGGUGUAUCAGAGCAAUAGAGCAAUUGCCUAGUAUAUGCAAGGGCCUAGGUUCCAUACCCACACAUGAAAGGAAGAAAAGGAAAAAAGAAAAAAAGAAAUGUCACAAGCAAGAGAGCCUUACAUUCUAUACCUGGUGACUAUGUGUUUAAUCAAAGGCAAAACAGAAAGACACACACACACACACACCCCAACCAAAAUAAGCAAGCAAGCAAGAAAAGUCCAUUACAUUUAAACCAUCAGGUCCCACUCAGAAGAAUUAACUUAGGCACAUUUUCAACAUUUGUGUCUUUCAGAGAUCCUGAUGCCGAGAGGUGUGCUAUAGAAUGAACCUCAGAGAAUGUUUCUGAAGGGGUGAGGCGAGGCGAUGCUGGUCGCCCACAUACUAGCUCUAACUGCAGGCCAAGUCCCUGAGGUUAAUGUGGAUUUCCUAUUCCCUGUUCCUGGCCACUUGAGUGACGGGAUUAUCAUUCGCUCUACGGUGUGGCUGGGAUUCCCAGAUUUCGUUGAAAACAUCAAUGAUGGGAAUGGAACAGACAUUUGGCCUGCUGCUUUCUGCGUGGGGAGCGCGAUGUGGAUCCAGUUGUUGUACAGUGCCUGUUUCUGGUGGCUCUUCUGCUACGCGGUUGACGCCUAUCUGGUGAUAAGGAGAUCGGCAGGACUGAGCACCAUCGUGCUGUACCACAUCAUGGCCUGGGGCUUGGCCGUCCUGCUCUGCGCGGAGGGAGCCAUCAUGCUGUACUACCCCUCUGUGUCCAGGUGUGAGAGGGGCCUUGACCAUGCCAUCCCCCACUACAUCACCACGUACUUGCCACUACUGCUUGUCCUGAUGGCUAACCCUGUCCUGUUCCAAAAGACAGUGACUGCAGUGGCCUCUUUACUGAAAGGAAGACAAGGCAUUUACACAGAGAACGAGAGACGAAUGGGAGCUGUGAUCAAGAUUCGCUUUUUCAAAAUAAUGCUGGUUUUAAUCUCUUGUUGGCUGUCCAAUAUCAUCAAUGAAAGCCUUUUAUUCUACCUUGAAAUGCAACCAGACAUUGAUGCAGGCUCUUUGAAACGUGUCAGAGAUGCAGCCAAGACCACAUGGUUUAUUAUGGGGAUACUGAAUCCAGCCCAGGGGUUCCUCUUGUCUCUGGCCUUCUAUGGCUGGACAGGAUGCUGCGUGGGUUUCCAGCCUCCUAAGAUGGUGAUCCAGUGGGAAUCCAUGACGACUUCGGCUGCCGAGGUGGUGGGCUCCUGUGUGCCCCGUGAAAACCUCACUUGCAGGAAGGUGGCUCCUGUUGGGGGCCACACUUCUGAUGAGGCCCUGAGCAUGCUGUCAGAAGGUUCUGAUGCCAGCACCAUUGAAAUCCACACCACAAGUGAGUCCCACAAGGAAAAUGAAGUUGACUUGGCUCGUCAAACUCAAGGACACCUGUGAAGAGAUGUGACCUGGCUCUGGACCCCAUAGUCCUCACACUCUACACAUUCCUUGUUCUUUAGAAUUGGGUCCUUGCUCUCCCCUCACUGCGUGGUUGAAGUGUAGCAUCUCCCAAGUCCCACUCUCAGUACUGUGCUAGAGUUUCCUCCUGAGGACCCUCUUUGUGCCAGGAGACGCCAUCCACAUGCACGUGCUUGGGAAUGGAGGAAUUCCUUCUAGACCACUCCUCUCGACUCUUAGCUGGCAUUAGUUUUUCUGAGGCUGGCUGUAAUGUGAAGUGCAAGAUUCAUGUCUUCAGGGGAAGUAGUUACCUAAAAUAAAGUAAUUGCCACCGAU
This is a messenger RNA of Sciurus carolinensis (gray squirrel), 3209 nucleotides long. RefSeq names its product G protein-coupled receptor 143 (gene Gpr143). Lineage: Eukaryota; Metazoa; Chordata; Mammalia; Rodentia; Sciuridae. Gene Ontology annotation, cellular component: melanosome membrane; plasma membrane. Gene Ontology annotation, biological process: regulation of calcium-mediated signaling; melanosome organization; G protein-coupled receptor signaling pathway. Gene Ontology annotation, molecular function: dopamine binding; L-DOPA binding; L-DOPA receptor activity. The record is from RefSeq and is a predicted model, not a curated record. The transcript has 9 exons. Bases 1821 to 2873 code for a protein of 350 amino acids.